Messenger RNA from Metopolophium dirhodum (rose-grain aphid), 1790 nucleotides. RefSeq names its product splicing factor C9orf78. The coding region runs from base 160 to 1095 and encodes 311 amino acids. Gene Ontology annotation, cellular component: spliceosomal complex. The transcript is spliced from 7 exons. Gene Ontology annotation, biological process: mRNA splicing, via spliceosome. NCBI's taxonomy places the organism in Eukaryota, Metazoa, Arthropoda, Insecta, Hemiptera, Aphididae. The record is from RefSeq and is a predicted model, not a curated record.
UAAACAAUAAUAAUAAAUAAUAAUAUUGUGACAUUUUGGUUUUUAAUUUUAAAAAACAAUUUCAAUUAGUUAUUGUAAUUGUAUUUCGUAUGUAUAACUUGUAUAUAAGUAUAACUUCGUUGAAUACAAAGUAAACAUAUUUUAAUAGAUCACAGAAUAAUGGACACAGAUGAUGGAACCAUUCACAAACAAAAAGAUGUUGAAAAUACAAAUAGUUCAGAAUCUCCAGUUCUGUUAAAAAAAAAAUCAAAAGGACGAUCAUUAAGGAAAAGAAUAGAUGAUGACGAACAAGAAGAUGAUAUGAAUGUAUUUAGUAAACUUGAAGAAAUGAAAACUAUGCAAAAACUCAGAGACAGGCCUAAUGGUGUUAAUAUCAUAAGCCUCGCAUUAGGGGAAAAACUUUCUCAUGAAGAAGAAAAAUUAAUGGUUGAUCCAUUUAAAGUAAAAACUGGUGGAUUAAUAAAUAUGAAUGCUUUAAAAACUGGACAAGUAACUCAAGUAGAUGAUGCUUAUGAUACUGGGAUAGGAACGCAAUUUUCGGCUGAAACAAAUAAACGAGAUGAAGACGAAGAAAUGAUGAAAUAUAUUGAUGAACAAGUGGCGGUACGGACUGGUCGAACAGUAGAUAUAGAUGAUGAUAAUGUCAGUCUCAAUAAAUCAAAUUAUUGCCCACCAGAAUUGGCAGCUUUACAAGCUGUCCCAUCUCAUUUACGAAACUCCACCACUCACAGAUCUGAAGAAAUGUUGUCAAAUCAAAUGUUGAGUGGUAUUCCCGAAGUAGACUUAGGAAUUGAUGCAAAAAUAAAAAACAUUGAAGCAACCGAAGAAGCUAAAAUGAAAUUAAUACGCGACAAGCGCAAUAAAAAAGAUGGUCCAUCACAGUUUGUUCCCACAAACAUGGCAGUUAAUUUUGUGCAACAUAAUAGAUUUAAUAUCGAGAUAACAGGACCAGAUGGGAAAAAAAAUUAUAAACAACAGCCUGCAGUUAAACAAGAUCAUUCAGAUGAAAAAAAUAUAGAUAAAAGAAAAAAAAAAGAUAAUGCAACUGACGAUUUUCAUUACGAAAGAUUCAAAAAACAGUUUCGUAGAUAUUAAGUUGUUUUUUAUUAUUAGUCUACUAUAUUUUACGUGUUUAAUGUGUAUGUACUAUAAUGUUUAUAAAAAUUAUUAAAAUACACAACUCAACUUGUAUUUAAAUUGUAUAAGUAUUAAGUAUAAAAAACUAAAAGAUGAUGUUAAGAACUUCAUUAACACCCUUAAUAUUAUUGUUUUCAGCUAUUAUCAUUGAUUAAAUAUACAUAUGUAUAUGUAUAUUUAAUCAAUGCUAUUAUGUUUCUUAAAAAAUUUGAAAAAAAAUUUAUUGAACUAAAUAAUGAAAUGUAAAACUCAAUCACCGUCUUAGGUGAGUGCUCCAAACAAAUAGAAGAAGACUGAAUAUAUCAUGAUUUAUGAAUUAAAAUAAUGUGUGUGGGGCAAAUAAAAAUAAUAAUUUUAUAUAUUUUAAUAUAUUAAAUGUAUAAAUGUUUUUUAUAUUAUAAUGUUUGAUGUAUAAUGUAUUUUAUAGUACCUAUUAUCAUUGAUUUUGAAUACAAGUAUUACUAAUAAUAUGUACUUAGUAUUCAUAAUCAAUGCUAUUAUCAUAAUAUAAUAUAGUUACAGUAUAAUGUUCAAGCCACUCAAAGUAUGUGUAUUAUGGUUUGGACACUUGUUUAAAUUUAUGCUAAAAUAAUAAAUGAUAUUAUGGAACACCGUCAGUGUGUCUUUCUGACUAAAUGAUCGUCGCACGUAAA